Molecule: messenger RNA, 1230 nt
Organism: Zymoseptoria tritici IPO323
Lineage: Eukaryota; Fungi; Ascomycota; Dothideomycetes; Mycosphaerellales; Mycosphaerellaceae
Exons: 1
Coding region: 1-1230 (409 amino acids)
Source: RefSeq, a predicted model, not a curated record
AUGUCUUCAAAGAUCCCAUCCGCACUCGAAACAAUGCGCGCCUCACUCGAGGAACCCCAGCGUACGGAAAGCGCAUUGUCCUCAGCCAGCAAGAGCGUCGGCAACAUCUCGCACGCGUCGAAGGGAGUCUCAAAGUCGACGAAAAAGGUCUUCUACAAAUUCAAGAUCAAGAUAUCUCGGACCACUACCGACGGAGUCACCGAGUACACGGCCAGAGUGUUUCAAAAGCGCACGAAACGUGUCGGCAAACCCAAGCGCAAGAAUGAUGCACCAUGCCACCACCGCUGCCUCGACAAGUCCAAAUGCAAGCACAAGUGCUGUAAGGUCUUAGGCUCAGCCUGCGCUCAGUUCUUCGGCUGUGGAGACUUGAUCGUACACCUCCUCGACUUCCUUCCAGCGAGGGAACUGUUCGAUCUUCGCCAACUCAACUCCCGCCUCCACAACACAAUCGAGACUACGCCAGCAUAUCUGCAAGCUGCAUUUUACAAUGCAGGACCAGUCGAUCCAACCUUCAUUGCCUCCAUGAAGAAUCACAUGCUGCGGCCAAAAUCGGAUGAAGAACAGACCGACCAAGAUCGUCUGCUCAAUCUCACCAAGGGCCACAUCAUGUAUGGCGCACCAUCUCGUGCCGUGCAUUUCAACGCUUUUCUCUUCAACGACACCAGCAUUCAUGCCUGCGAGUAUCGAGGUGUCGACGCCAACAUCCGACUGCACAACUUCACACCUGAUGGCGCGCCAAUCUGGGCCGACCUUGAGUUGAAGUUCGACGCCAUGGCCGGCACCGUCAACGAGCAGUCCAGCUGCAUGGACAUGUUCCUGACACAGCCUCCGGUGAAGGAAGUCCUGGUCCGAGCACCUCUGAAGAUCGUCUACCACUACGGCCACAAGAGCAGCUGGCAACCUCACUCAGGUCCGAUGCUUCUCGCAACCACUGGCGAAGGACUCCGCUAUCGCGAUCUGUACCAGCACCUUAACCGAUUCAACAACAUGGAGGGCGUCGACUGGGUUGAGGCGAUGCCUGGUCUGGGAGGAGUGCCUUUGUGUCCGCCGAUCAAGGGUCCGGGUCUUAUGCAAAUUCCGAGGUGCGAAUUGAUCGACUCGCCUCGCGAGGUGGUUCCGUGGGUGGAGCCAGAGAUUAUCAUGCAGCAUUCUGCAACGCAGCGCGUUCGUCGCGAACGUGGAGACCGGAGGGAUGAUUACUGGGUGCGUCCAAAGAAAGCAAAAAAGUGA